Thamnophis sirtalis is the source of this 2876-nucleotide messenger RNA. The record is from RefSeq and is a predicted model, not a curated record. Lineage: Eukaryota; Metazoa; Chordata; Lepidosauria; Squamata; Natricidae.
GGCACUUGCAGGUUCUGUGCCUCUCACCCAGGACGGUCUGCCUGCUCUCUGUGCAGGGCAGCCCCGCAGACCCACAAUUGUUGCAGUUCCCAGCCCCACAACCUCGUCCUGAAGCACCUGGCUCCCUAGUGCCGCCAUGUCCAGGCCAACCCGCGCUGUCGAGCUGGUUCGCCUGGUGCCCAAGAAGCCACGCCGUCAUCUGCAUGCCUCCCUUUCCUGCUCAGCCGUCGUGGAAGAGUUGCCCAAUGUCCCCAGCUACCACAGCUCUGCUCCUCCCUCCCACAUCCCUGUCCUCGUCCCUAGGAAAGCGAAGGCUGGCCUGAGCAACCCCGGUUUUCGGAAGGAAGAAGCUUCCUGCUUGGCCGUUGGGGGACAACCAACAGGCAAAUACCCUACGGUGAAGUUUCCAAAGGUGGAUUCUGGCUCUUCCAGGCUGCCAAUACCGGCCUCCCAAGCUCGACCAUCUGCCCCAAAGAGCUUGCACACCCUCGCUGUGCCACCUACGCCAAAGGCUCCCAAAAGGAGGAAAUCCUCUUCCCAAGAAGUAAAUGUGGAGGAGCUGAGACUGUCCCCAGUCAAUGCCUGGCCAGACCAGUCCAGUCCACAGGAAGAACCCAGCAGCUCACCCAGACGGGGCAGCUCAGCCGCCAGCCAGAGUAGCGCCAUCAUCAACGAUCGGCUGCAGGAGCUGGUGCGGCUCUUCAAGGACCGAACUGAGAAAGUCAAGGAGAAGCUGACGGACCCCGACGCCUCCUCCGAGGAUGAGACCCCUGCAGCCUCUCCUUCCAAAGAGAAAAUCUCAGAGGAGAAAGACAAAAAAGCCGAGGAAGAUGGAGAGGGGCGUUUCCACGAAAUUCUUUGCUGCAGGUUUAAGUAUCACCCCUUCCUCUGCCACAUGAGGAGAGUCCAGUUCCCCAGCAGUAUUGACCCUUCCUCCAAUCUGAUGUACGUGUUGUGGCUCUUACUUGUGGUCCUGGCAUGGAACUGGAACUGCUGGCUGAUUCCGGUCCGUUGGGCUUUCCCAUAUCAAUCACCUGAGAACGUCUAUUACUGGAUGGCUAUUGACUACCUCUGUGAUUUCAUCUACUUCCUGGACAUCGCCGUCUUUCAGGUCCGCCUGCAGUUUGUCCAUCAAGGAGAUAUUAUUACUGAUAAGAGAGCCAUGAGGAAGAAUUACCUGAAGUCCCAUCGUUUUAAGAUGGAUGCCCUCUGCCUUCUCCCCCUGGAUUUCUUCUACUUCAAGGUUGGCGUGCAUCCUCUCCUGCGCUUGCCUCGCUGCCUAAAGUACCUGGCCUUCUUUGAGUUUAACAACCGCCUGGAAGCUAUUUUGAGCAAGGCCUAUGUUUACAGAGUCGUAAGGAUUACGGCCUACCUGCUCUUCAGCCUGCACCUGAACUCCUGCUUGUACUACUGGGCCUCCUCCUUCCAGGGGAUCGGCUCCACUGCCUGGGUCUACGACGGCAGAGGAAACAGUUACAUCCGCUGUUAUUACUGGGCUGUCAAGACGCUCAUCACCAUCGGGGGGCUGCCGGAGCCCCACAACCUCUUUGAGAUCGUUUUUCAGCUUCUCAAUUACUUCACAGGUGUCUUUGCUUUCUCAGUGAUGAUCGGCCAGACGAAUCCGAGCUGCUCCUGCAGCUGCCCGAAAAGAUGAAGCUGGACAUCGCCAUCGACGUGAACUACAGCAUUGUGAGCAAAGUGCCACUCUUCCAGGGCUGUGAUCGGCAAAUGAUUUUUGACAUGCUGAAGAGGCUGCGAUCCGUGGUGUACUUACCUAACGACUACGUGUGCAAAAAGGGAGAGAUCGGCCGGGAGAUGUACAUCAUUCAGGUUGGACAAGUCCAAGUACUUGGGGGACCGGAUGGGAAAACUAUUCUUGUGACCCUGAAAGCCGGCUCUGUGUUUGGAGAAAUAAGUUUACUAGCUGUGGGAGGUGGAAAUCGCCGUACCGCUAAUGUUGUGGCACAUGGAUUUACUAACCUUUUCAUUCUGGAUAAGAAGGAUUUGAAUGAAAUUCUGGUGCACUAUCCAGAGUCCCAAAAGCUGCUGCGGAAGAAAGCUAGGCGAAUGCUGAGGAACAACACCAGGCCCAAAGAAGAGAAGGUCCUCAUAAUCCCUCCCAGGGUUGGGACCCCCAAACUCUUCCAAGCCGCCCUGGUGGCUGCAGGCAGAAUGGGGGGCAAAGGCAGACUGGCUCACCUCCGCUGGAAACUGAAGGAGCUGAAGGCAAUCCAGGCUGCCACUUCCACACCAGUUGUCUCCAAGUCAGCAGCUAGCCAUGCUUCACCAGCUGGUUCCCCCAAGCCCAACAACUGCGGAACAGAGACGAAGACCUCCAGGAGUCCCGAUCAUCCUGUUCGGGUUUCCAUGAGUCCCACCCCUGCUGGGGAUGAAGAGGUUCUCUUGGUGGAAGUCUUAGAAAAAGGGGAACCUAAGUAGAAGAACCAGAUGAGCCUCCUUAUCUGUGCAAGUCCUUGCUAGUCGCAUUUGCACGGAUUGGGCAGCCAUUCAAAAUAAGCUCUAAUGUUGUGCUAUUAAGUCGGCUGAGAGAAAGACCCCCUAUGCUUUUUUACACUUUAUUUAGAGAACAGGUUUGGCGUCAUGGCUGAGGCAUCAGGCUAGAAACCAGGGGACUCUGAGUUCUAGUCUCCCUUAGGUAAUGGUAAACAACUCCUGAAAAACCUUGCCAAGAAAACUGCACGGACUUGUCCAGAUAGUCCAUGAGAAUUGGGACGCGACUGAACGAAGGGGGAAAAAAACUUUACACAACGAGCUAUUUAACUGCAUCUUUAGAAGAAUUUCAGCAAAAAUCCAAGAGAAAUUAGAGCAAGUGAAAUCUCUAUUAAGAAAUGUUGGCUUUAUGCAGGUUCCAAAUG